Molecule: messenger RNA, 1833 nt
Organism: Phyllopteryx taeniolatus (common seadragon)
Lineage: Eukaryota; Metazoa; Chordata; Actinopteri; Syngnathiformes; Syngnathidae
Product: gonadotropin-releasing hormone II receptor-like
Exons: 3
Coding region: 246-1532 (428 amino acids)
Biological process (GO): G protein-coupled receptor signaling pathway
Cellular component (GO): membrane
Molecular function (GO): peptide binding; gonadotropin-releasing hormone receptor activity
Source: RefSeq, a predicted model, not a curated record
CUUUGUGUAUGUGCUAAGUGUGUAUACUUGUGUGAGUGUGUGUGCGUGCGUGCGCAAGCUCGCUAUUGAUCUAUCAACCCGUCAAUCAUCCAUCUGGUUUGCCAGGUGGCAAAAGGGCAGAGCUUGACAAAAGGCAGGCCCAAAAGUUAAGCUGAGCCUUCUCUCUCUCUCUCUCUCUCUCUCUCCUUCUCCACCUUUCACCAUCAUCUUUUGACCUGGUCAGUGUGGUGGCACAGACUCUGAGGAUGUCUGCCGAGCGGUCAUCACGGUCGGCAUGGCCCCCCGCCAAUGCGUCCCAGUGGGAGGCCCCCUCAUUCGGUGGGGCGGCUCAGUUCCGCGUGGGAGCGACGACGUUGCUGUUUGCUGCCGCCGCCACCGCCAACCUGGCGCUCAUGGCCAGCGUGUGCGGCGGGCGCGGCCGUCAUUUGGCCUCUCACCUGCGCCCCCUUUUCGUCAGCCUAGCGUCGGCGGACCUGAUGAUGACUUUUGUGGUGAUGCCCCUGGACGCCGUAUGGAACGUCACGGUGCAGUGGCACGGGGGCGACGCCCUCUGCAGGCUGCUCAGCUUCCUGAAGUUGCUGGCCAUGUACGCAUCUGCCUCGGUGCUGGUGGUCAUCAGCCUGGACCGCCAUCACGCCAUCGUGCGGCCGCUGCACACGCUGAGCGCCCGGUGCAGGAACAGACGGAUGCUGGCGCUGGCCUGGAGCCUCAGCCUGUUGCUCGCCGUGCCACAGUUGUUCGUGUUCGGCACGGUAGAUGUCGUCUUGGGCGACGUGGGCGUUCACUUCACCCAGUGUGCGACCCACACAACUUUCAGCGUCCGCUGGCAGGAAACGUUGUACAACAUGUUCCACUUCAGCACCUUGUACGUGCUCCCCCUGCUGGUGAUGAGCUGCUGCUAUGGCCGCAUCAUGCUGCACAUCAACAACACGCACCUGAAGAACAAAGGGGAACUGCGUCGCAGCAGCAGCAACAGCAUCUCCAAGGCCAGGAUGAAGACGCUGAAGAUGACGGUGAUCAUCGUACUGUCCUUUGUGGUGUGCUGGACACCGUACUACCUGUUGGGGGUGUGGUACUGGUUCCAGCCCGAAGUGGUCCACUUCACACCCGAGUACGUCCACCAUGGCCUCUUCCUGUUCGGGAACCUCAACACCUGCUGCGACCCGCUCAUCUACGGCUUCUAUACGCCUUCCUUCAGGGCCGACGUGGCCGCCUGCUGCCGCUCAAGUCGGCGGGAACCGGCCGCUGACUUUUGGCUUCACGGACCCCGCACCCAGAACCGGCCUGAAGGACACGGAAGGCUUCCCGUCCCCCCCGCCCGGAAGGACCAGAACGGAAAGGGUUCCAAGCGGAGUGUGGAACUCUAUCAAUGGCUUGUGGAGAAGGCGAAGCGUGAGGACGUCCAAGAAGAGCAGAGACAAGAUGACAAGAUGGAUGACAGGAGGAAAAAGGCUGUUGCCUUGUCUUGCCCCAAGUGUCCUCAAGGUGGCGUGUUGCCCUCUCCACACUGCACACACAUACAUGCAAUAUAGAGUGGUCUCUUGAGAUACCAGUUUAAUUCGUUCCGUGAACACGUUUGUAACUUGUAACUUUCGUAUGCCAAAGCAUCUUUCCCCAGUGAAAUUCAUGGAAAGGCCCUUAAUAAUUAAUAAUAAUAAUAUUGUACUUAAACACACACACAUAUUUAAGGACGAUAUUGGUUAAUUUAGAACGAUACGAUAUGAAACGUUUCAGUGGCUGGAAAUCGAUUCAGUCACUUUUUAGCCGAAAAUGUAUACAGUGUUACUGUGAAAUAAAUACCUGCAUACUGGACAGUGCGGGUGACAUUUCUUG